GGUGGAUGAAAAAAGAGGAAAUUACUAAUAUUCGUUUAGACUCCACCAGUAAUCAAUUAGUAGUCGAAUUUAGUAAUCAUAACUCCAAAACUCUGAAAAAUAAUGAGUUGUCUGCCGAACAAAAAGAGUUACGAAACUUUUUCAUGCAAAACCCCCACAAAAAGUCAUUUAGCCGUUCUGAAUUAGAAAAAUUAGGUAAUGUAGAAGGACAAAACCCAAAAAAUAAAGGUGAUAAAGUAAUUACUGGUCUUAUAGUGACCGGAAUAAUUUUAAUGGUAGUUGCAAUUAUUGGGGUGGCCGUUUACAAAA
Messenger RNA from Ambispora leptoticha, 309 nucleotides. Lineage: Eukaryota; Fungi; Glomeromycota; Glomeromycetes; Archaeosporales; Ambisporaceae. The record is from the annotation of a GenBank genome assembly.